AGGAGCUGUGGGCAUGAUAGCAGGAGCAGGAGGAAGAGGGGGGAAGGAGGCCAGAGAGAUGUACCUCAUCCAGUUCCCCCGGGAUGAAGAAGAUGAGGGAGGGAUGAUGGAGGAUGAGGAAGGGGAGGGCAGCCUCAGCGGUGAGGGGGAGGAGACGGCCAACAUCAAAGAGGAGUUUCCUCAAACAGAGGGCUAUCAGCCUGCCUCUCUCCAGCUAAUCAAGGAGGCUUUGAAGAUGGAUCCGCCCAACCAGAACCUCCACGCUUGCUCCAGAGCCCAAAGUGAAGGAGAGCUGUCAGAUCGUCCACCGACUCUUCAUCCAGGGGAGAGGGAAGAGGAGGACUGGGAGGUGGACUCAGCAGAGCCGUCGGACGGGGGCAUGACGAUGGAUGAACUGAGAGGUCUGGAGUCUGCACUAAGAGCUGAGAGAGGCCGUGAGCAGGCUGCCAUGACGACUUCUCAGCCUGUGAGCCCACACCCAGAGGUGGUGCGAGGGAGCGAGAUAAGCUUGGCCCCGAAGUACAUCGGCCUCGAUGGGAUGGAGCAGGACGGAGAGCUGGAGCCUCAGCCACCCACUCUGCAGAGAGAGGACCAGAUAGGGCAAAGCAGGGCGAAGGACGGUGUGAGGGCUGGACUGGUCGGGGGAGUGGAGCUAAGGUCAGGCUGGUCGAAAAAGAUCAGAGACGGGGAUUCAGUGUCUGGUGAGGAUGUGGUGGAGCACGGAGAGUCGGAGCACCUGCCCCACCUGUCUGCUCCAGGGAGCGUCGGGGAGAGCGGAGGGGAAGAGGAGGGUAGUGGGGACCUGCUCCACUUCUGUCCACAGUGUGGAGGAGGCUUCACUUCAGAGGCCGAGCUGGAGGAGCACCCCUGUCCACUAGGGGGUGCCCAUUUACAGAGCAGCGGGGGAGAGGCGAGCCUUUUCCCCUGCGCCCACUGUGGCAACACGUUCAGCCACGCCUGGGCUCUAAAGAACCACGAGUGUGCCUGUGCUGCCGAGCGGCCGCACUGCUGCGAGAUCUGUGGGAAGCGCUUCACGCACUCGCGCUCUCUGGAACGCCAUCAUCUGGUGCACACGGGCGAGAGGCCGCACCGGUGCCCGCAGUGUGGACGCAGCUUUAGUCGCCUAGGCAACUUGGAGCGGCACCAGCGGAUCCACACAGGUGAACGUCCGUAUGGUUGCGAAGCGUGUGGGAAACGAUUCAGCCGUGUGGAGUAUUUAAAGAGACACCAACUCAUACACAACAGUGAAAAAGCAACACUCCAGUGCUCCAACUGUGGAAGGGGCUUCAAUGAUGUGGAGCAGCUGAAGAGCCACCAGUGUUUUUAAAGUCUCCUCCUUACAAUCUCUGAUAGAACUUGAAAGAACGAGCUGGUUUUUAAUCGACUGAGAUAGAAUUUAGCCGAUGAAUGUGACUGGUACAUGGUUAUAUUUUUCUCAGUAACUAUCUUUGAAAUAAAGAAGCACAAGCGUGUGUGGAUGAUUUUGUCGAGUAAAUAAAGAAGGCACAUGUCCAAAGUUGACUGGAAGUCGUUUAUACAUGGUGUUUCUGUGUAAGAGGAGAAAUACAAUCAAUCUCAGCCAUUCAGCCAUUGUAACUAGUGGUGUUCUCAUUUGUAUGUAUGUACAAAACUAUGGCUUAUUUAUGAUGAUGAAUAAAUUGUGCAUUUUUAUCUUUUUAUCAAUUAACUCAUGUUAAAGCUGAUGGCCUUGUUUUUCUCUGACAAUAUAAUUGACAGUUUGGUAUUUUGUAUGUUUGUGUUUUGGUCACAUUGUUAAGAAAUAAACAUUUCAAUUCAUCAGAAAGCUCUUUACCCAUUUCAGUCUUUACUCACAAAUGAUGGAGUUGGUGAAUAUGUUACAAGAUCAUAUUCAUCAUAAAUAUACUUUUCCAGCCCUGA
Molecule: messenger RNA, 1899 nt
Organism: Stegastes partitus (bicolor damselfish)
Lineage: Eukaryota; Metazoa; Chordata; Actinopteri; Pomacentridae
Product: zinc finger protein 135-like
Exons: 3
Coding region: 14-1327 (437 amino acids)
Biological process (GO): regulation of transcription by RNA polymerase II
Cellular component (GO): nucleus
Molecular function (GO): DNA-binding transcription factor activity, RNA polymerase II-specific; RNA polymerase II transcription regulatory region sequence-specific DNA binding
Source: RefSeq, a predicted model, not a curated record